This is a messenger RNA of Emiliania huxleyi CCMP1516, 1634 nucleotides long. RefSeq lists its product as hypothetical. The transcript is spliced from 12 exons. Lineage: Eukaryota; Haptophyta; Isochrysidales; Noelaerhabdaceae. The record is from RefSeq and is a predicted model, not a curated record. The coding region runs from base 45 to 1634 and encodes 529 amino acids.
GCGCACGCAGCGACCUGCUCAGCUCGGCGCCGAAGUUUCGAAACAUGCGCCGCCGGCACCGCCGCCGCGGCGGUCCGUCGGGUCUCUUUGUCGUAGGCAACGGGACGCUCGACGCAGACCUCAAGGCCUGGCUCGAUGAGCGGCACGUCUCGCUGCCGUGCUCCUACCACGAUACAGCCGUGUACUUUGCGCCGACCUCGCCUAAUGGGAUUGGCAACAAGCUGCUAGCUUUGACCAUGUCGUUCCACAUGGCGCUGAUGCAGCGGCGUGCGCUCGUGGUGACAGACUGGCCGCCAGCAACGAUGCCGACAUCGUACCCGCUCGAGGAACUCGUGCGGCCGUCGGCGUGUCAGCGGCUCUUCGAGGAGGACCAGCGCGGCCGCGCUCCCAUCCGCAACUUUGGCGAGGGCGUCGCUGCGUGGACGCGCUCGGUGCGCCGGCCCCUCGUCGGAAUGCAUGUGCGGCUGGGCGACGGGUGCGGCGACGCGAAGCGAGGCGGCUGCAAGUACGUCAAGUCGUUUGCGCACGCCGUCACGCGCUUGCGCGAGGCGGGGGCGAUGACGGCUUCCACGGACGGCUUCGACGUGCUCACUCUGCGCGAGGAGCGCCGACUGCGGGAGUCGGGGACGUGUCCAGGACAUGUCCAGGACGUGUCUGCCGACUUGUUGGCGGGCGUCUUCGCCUCCACCUUCGUCAAGAUGGCGCUCCAGCUCGGCGCCGCCUCCGAGUACGUGACACUCGACACCUUCCCGUGGUGCCCGCUGCUGCGCUGCUAUUGGGGCUGGCGAGACCUCUGCCACAACUGCGAGGCGGUGCGCACGGGCGCACCGCCGCGGCGUCGGCCCUUCGCCGCCUUCCUCACUCUGGUCGGCGACGCGGCCACGUGCCCAAGCUUCGCCGACCACCCGCUCGCAGCAACAUCGUACGCGGCGCCCGUCGUCGGCGACAAGUUCGCGCCCGAGCCGACCUCGAAGCCCAACGACCUGCGGCUUCCGGCGGCUUCGCGGCGUGGACAACGCGUCGCGCGCGUGGUGUGGCCGGCCGGAGAGGCGCCGUCUCUGGCCGAGUGCGAGCGGCGUUGCUGUGCCGAGCCCACCUGCCACUCGGUGACCUACGAGCGCAACUCCUCCACUUGCACAGCUGGCCUCGCCAUUGCUCACGGCGCGCGGCCGAGCGAUUGGUGCUGGCGCCCGCGGCUGGCGGCGCCGUCGACCGUCACUUCGCUCCGCCUGCCGGGCGGGUGGGAAGCGGAGGCGGUCGCCGCCGCGGGCAAGGUGCUCGCGGCGACCAAUUUGGUGCGGCGCGGCGGCCGCGCGAGUGGUGCACGGCUCUUCCACAAGGGGUGGAACCGUGGCCAUUGGUCCGACCCCGCCGGCCACUCUCACCCGCUCGAGCGCACACUCACGCCAAAGGGGUGCGACGGCGGCGGCGGCGGCACUCGGGACGUGGUCGUGUCGGACCUCGUCACGGACGCUGUGCCUCACUACGACAAGCGACCAGGCAAGGGGCUGAGGGCCAAGGGCCAUUUUUUCGUGGCAAAACUCGUCACAAGCUUUGGCGCCAAAGCAGAUUUCACGGGCGUUCGAAGCGACUGGCUCAACCGGGCAUGCUUUGCUUCCUUCGAGCUCACUUGA